AUGUCAUCCAACUCCUCCAGUCUGGACCUGGUCUCUAACUUCACCUGUCUGACGUCCAAACAUAACCAUGAGGAAGCCAUGCGACUCCUCAAAAACGUCGCCACUAUGGUACGGCCAAUAAUGAAGGCGCAUGGUUGGAAAAUCACAACACUUGCAGAGUUCUACUCAAAGGGCCUCCUAGGAAUGAACACUAACCGCGGCUGGAAGAUCCAACUCUGUCUCCGAUACCAUAAUGACGAAAACACCUUCCUCCCCUGGGAGGACAUCCUUGGCACCAUGCUCCACGAACUCGCACACAAUAUCCGUGGCCCGCAUGAUCAGCAGUUUUACAAGGCGCUGGAUGAUUUGAAUGAUGAGUAUGAUAAGGUCGUCGCGUCCGGGUAUACUGGGGAAGGGUUUGAUACGGCGGGGCGUCGGUUGGGGACGAAGCAUGGUGGGUUUGGACCUGGUGGUGUGAGACUUGGUGGUGCGAUUGGCGCUGAUCUGGUGCGGAUCAUCACCUUCCUCUGCGAGUUCACCAAGCUCGAAUCAGUCGUCGACAUCAUCCAGUCCAAAAACGCCACCAACUGUAAUAUCAUCCACUGUUGGUUCAAGCUGCGGAUUAUCGACAACUACUUCGGCCUCCCCCACUCCACCUCAAACUAA
This is a messenger RNA of Linnemannia hyalina, 645 nucleotides long. The record is from the annotation of a GenBank genome assembly. Lineage: Eukaryota; Fungi; Mortierellomycota; Mortierellomycetes; Mortierellales; Mortierellaceae.